AUGGCUUACCUUCCUCAGCAUGCUGGGCAAGCAGCGGCUGGGGCUCCUGGCUCCGGCCGGCUCUUCCUCGCCUUCUUCCUCCCGCUCCCCCCUCGGCCAUUCAGCGGCGCCUUUCUUGCUGGGCGAUUUCGCCAGCCCGAGGAGCGCACAUUUCAUGCCCGCCGAGGCAGCGGCUCCGAUCCCGGAGCCUUCGCCCGCACAUGCGUGUGGCAGCAUGCACAGGGUCGCUCCCCCGAGAGCCAGGGCUGCCUCGGCUGCUGCGAGCCCAGCGCCGGCUCCUUUGGCUGGAGCGGGGCGGCGGGGCGCUCGCAAGGCAGCCUCCGGCUCGAGCACGCGGCGCAGCAGCAAGCCAACCAGGCGGCAGGGGCAGCAGCUGCUGCUGCUUCUUGCCGGCCUCAGCAAAGCCGAGGAGGGAAGCGGGCGGGCGGGGGGGGGGACUACCUCGCGCUCCCGCUCUCUCCGCCUGCCCUUAGCCUCAGCGCGCGAGCUCUUCCGCGCGCUCGGAAAGGCGCACUCGGAGGUGCCCAAAGGACGCUCGCGCGCGCGCGCUCCGACGCCGCCGGCUGAGGAGGCUGGAGUGGCCAGGCGCUGCAGGAGCGAGCCGCUUUACAGAACGCGAGGCAGGGGAGGUCCUUAGCUGUGGGGACCACUCAGGGCGCACACGCUCAUACACCCCUCGCCCCCCCUCCCAAAAGAAACCAGUUAUCCAGUCAUUUCUAACAGGGUCAGACUGAGCCGCGUGUGAAGCUGCCUCGUAGCAAGGCAGAUAAGCCUGGCAAGCUCAGAGUGGUCUUCCUGGCCCCGUCUUUCCCACUCCUGCUCUGCUGUUUGACGUCCUUUGGCUGGAGCAUUAAAUGCACGGCUUGGGGCCCUCCUACCGAGCUUUGCCCCCUCCCCUCAUUGGCACCCCCCCUCCAAGGAAGUCUCCUGCAAGCGUGCAAUGACACGUCUGACAAAUUCUGGUCAAGCUCUGUGAGCUUUUCCCCCCCAAACUGGAGCGUGGCUUUGGUCGUUAGCAGGGCAAAAUGAAUGUUGGCCUCGGUGCAGCGGAGGCUAGGCCUUAUUUACGUUACUGUAUUUAUAUCCCACCUUUUCCUCCAAAAAAACUCAAGGGGAAGUACAUGGCUCUCCUCCUCGUUUAAUCCCAACAACCCUGUGGGGUAGGUCAAGAUGAGCAGCAGUAAUUGGCCUCAGGUCACCCAAUGAGCUCCAUGAGGGGGGCAGGACUUGAACCCUGGUCUCCCAGGUCCUGAUCUGAAACUCUAACCACUACACCAAGUACGUUGAAGGACUGGCUAGAGGGCAAUAGAUGUAGAAAGUGGCAGUAGUUCUUGGGCUGGCAUGGAAAUGAGGCUGGUCAUCACUGCAUCCUUCCUCAUCUCCUCCCCACUUUUUCCCCCCUUAAAAAAACUCAUUGGAGCAGCUGUACAUGUGAGUAGUUACAUAACCGUUUUGUUAAGUUUUCCUUAAAACUUGUAUUAGCCAUUUCUACAACAAAAUUGUGCCUUUUCCCAAGUAAAUGUGUUUGGUUAGCAUCAGGGCAGCAGAAGCAAACCAGUUUUUAUUCCUGUAGUGGCACUCCUGACGGUACUACGAUUUAAGUGAAUUUAAACUGUGAAAAGGGAACAUGCUCAGAGUGUUCCACCACCACUCCUCAUUCAUGCCUGGCAAACCUGUGCGUACUCCUACUUCAGGAGUGUAGGAACAGUUGUAAGGGCAUAGAAUGCCAGUGAUAGAGAAUGGUGUGCAAACGUAUGUGGAAAGAAACUACAGUACUGUACAAAGGCAAUAUUUGCAUGUGUUGCUCCACCCACUUUUUUGCCUCCAACUCCAACCACCACUGAUACAUGGCCCUUAGAAGGUUCCCCACCCAGUUACCCAGUUUCAGUUGCCUCUUGUUACUGGAUCUCUAUGCUGUUGCAGUAAUCACUUAGCUUUUACUUUCAGUUUUUAUGUGUUGGUAACCAACCUGGAUGGUGCUGGAGGAGACUCUUGAGAGUCCCAUGGACUGCAAGAAGAUCAAACCUAUCCAUUCUUAAGGAAAUCAGCCCUGAGUGCUCACUGGAAGGACAGAUCACGAAGCUGAAGCUCCAAUACUUUGGCCACCUCAUGAGAAGAGAAGACUCCCUGGAAAAGACCCUGAUGUUGGGAAAGAUGGAGGGCACAAGGAGAAGGGGACGACAGAGGACGAGAUGGUUGGAUAGUGUUCUCAAAGCUACCAGCAUGAGUCUGACCAAACUGUGGGAGGCAGUGGAAGACAGAAGUGCCUGGCGUGCUCUGGUCCAUGGGGUCACGAAGAGUCGGACACGACUAAACGACUAAACAACAACAACCAGCCUGGGAUCACCUCAGAUGUGACGAAGGGUGUUCUAUAAAUGUAGCACGUAACUAACUAAAUACAUCUGGUUUGUGGUCGAUGGUUUAUUUUUAUAUGAUCAUUUAUUUCCUGUUCCUAAGAGAAAUCAAAAACGUUGUAAUUACAGCUAAAAGGUAAAGGUAAAGGUACCCCUGCCCGUAUGGGCCAGUCUUGCCAGACUCUAGGGUUGUGCGCUCAUCUCACUCUAUAGGCUGUCCGCAGACACUUCUGGGUCACGUGGCCAGCGUGACAAGCUGCAUCUGGCGAGCCAGCGCAGCACACGGAACGCUGUUUACCUUCCCGCUGGUAAGCGGUCCCUAUUUAUCUACUUGCACCCGAAGGUGCUUUCGAACUGCUAGGUUGGCAGGCGCUGGGACCGAACGACGGGAGCGCACCCCGCCGCAGGGAUUUGAACCGCCGACCUGACGAUCGGCAAGUCCUAGGCGCUGAGGUUUUACUCACAACGCCACCUGCGUCCCUUAAUUACAGCUAUAUGCGCUUAAAGGUACAUUAUGCUAUAAUGUCUAAUCUACAUUUAUACUGACAAUGUCAUUUUAUUUUUCUAGUAGAACCACUGUCACCCCGUCCUCUCCCCUAACACCCAAUAUUGUGUGAUGUCAAUACAUAUUGUGAUGUCAUCACCUUGCUUUAUUUUCUGAAUUGAUCUGAUUGGAGCCAAGGGGCCUUGUUGCCAUGACAAUGUUGUUGUAUUGACGCUCGCAGGAAGGAGAGUGGUUUGAAGUGUGCGGAUUGCCCUUAUAUUUCUGUACUUUUAAAAGCCACAUGAAGCUUGGCUGGAGACAACAUCAUAAGAAAAAUCUCCGUGCUCAAGGCACUUACGGAGAAAAUAUAUUGAGUUUUAUUCACAUUUAUUUAUGGAAAGUCAAUAUGCCAAAAAUAGAUGCACUCUUACAGUAUGAUAAUAGAGUGUUCAAGUGUUGUAAUGUUCGAUGGGGAUUAUUAUCAGGUAAGUGUGACAUGUUUGCAGCCUUAUUAUACUAAAAUACCUUGGUGGUUAAAGGUAUAAAUAUAUAAAAUUAACAUAAAGUUUAAUGUUCUAAGGUGAAAUGAAUCAUGAAAUUCUAGAAGUUAAGAAGGUAUGACACUAACCGGGAUUUUGGUUUUUCCACAUUUCAUUAGGUAUAGCAUAUUUUGUAAACAAAAAAUUUAAAGCACCAACUCAGUUUUAUUCAUGGUUUGCACCUGGGAGGUAGGGAGACACCCAAUGUCAGUAAGUGGAGAGUUAUCCACAUACUUUGGGCCCCAGCUCCAAUUUGUGGGACACUCUUCCCGCAGAGAUUCAGUAGGCAUCCUCACUUUUGACUUUUAGGUAUCUCUUGAAGACAUUUUUAUGCCAACAAGUCUAUGCAGUUAAAUGAUGAACAUCUUUUAACUAUCCUAGUCACUAUAUAUAUAUAUAUAUAUAUAUAUAUAUAUAUAUAUAUAUAUAUCUGGCAUCUGGAAAAGAGAGGGAGAGAAAACUGAACUCCCCAGGGGAUUGGAAGAGAAGACUGAGCAGACUGGGUCCACCCGGCAAGUGACAUAAGCCAAUAGAUAUCUUCAGGAAUGUGAAAAGCCUGCAAGGGAAACAUAUGGGAAUGUGUUUUGCUGUGCAUGCAAAUGAAGGGUACAUUUGCACUAAGCACUCUUAAUGAAUGACAAGACAGAAUCAGGAAGGAGAUAGCGGCUACUAGACACCACCCCACAGAUUAGUCUUAAUCACAAUCAAGAAAACCCUCAAAGCAUUUGCAGGACACUUAGAGCAGAUGGAUAACUGAUAAAGCAGAAUGGCAGACACAGGCAUUCUAAAAGGUGGUAGAAGGGGUACACUGAGGCAUUUGUGAUGAAGGCAGUGAAUGUAUUCAAUCCACUUCUUCUACCCUAGUUAACAGUGCUUGCCUGUCUUCAUCCAGAUAGGAAUGAACAGCAUGAAAAAGGAGUGGGUGGGUUCUAGAUGAUUCUUGUCAAUGCUACAGACCAGAAAAACAUACCAUAUUUUUUGCACCAUAACACUCACUUUUUUCCUCCUAGAAAGUAAGGGGAAAUGUCUGUGCGUGUUAUGGAGGGAAUGCCUACGGGUGGCAUGCCUACGGAUUUUCCUCCUCUAAAAACUAUGUGCGUGCUAUGGUCGGGUGCAUGUUAUAGAGCGAAAAAUACGGUAUAUGCCUAAAGCUGACUACAAAAUGGGGUUUGGGGCACACCAUUACAAUGGAUAGCAGAAUUCAAAGCUGGAAAAUUUAAAACAUUAUGACCAAUAGAGUCUCACGUUCCAGAAGAGUAGUCCUUUUGGUCUGUUGCAGAAAUGAAAGAAGUCUGGUGGAACCUUCAGUCAAAACUAGCAAACCAGCAUGCACAUUUGUGGGCCAGAGCUCCCUUUGUCAGGUGACAGGAGGAUUGGCAAAUAAGUGUUUUACAAAACUGGAAAACACAAAAGAAAGAGGGUGCUGUUUUAAAUAAAAGUGAGGCCAGUGCAAGAGACACUGCUACAGAGAGCAUGAAUGAAAAAAUGAGAUAAAGGGUGGAUCUACACACAGGGGAAAAACACGCUAUAAAUAUGUCAGAAAUUAAAUCAUUAUAAUAAAAGGAAAAAUCCUAUGGAAAAUUGCUUAGAAUUUUUUUUUGCUCUCUGGUGCCACCUGGCAUUGCAUGUUUAUAAUACAUUCAAAGCACUAUUUCUUGACUAAUGUAGCUAAGUCCACAGUCACAUCAUUAGAAGAUCCAGUCAGGCUCAGUGGGUGCAACCCACCUCUAACAGCUAGCUAGUAAAAGGUAAAGGGACCCCUGACCAUUAGGUCCAGUCGUGACCGACUCUGGGGUUGCGGUGCUCAUCUCACUUUAUUGGCAGAGGGAGCUGGCGUACAGCUUCCGGGUCAUGUGGUCAGCAUGACCAAGCCACUUCUGGUGAACCAGAGCAGCGCACAGAAACGCCAUUUACCUUCCCGCUGAAGUGGUACCUAUUUAUCUACUUGCACUUGACGUGCUUUUGAACUGCUAGGUUGGCAGGAGCAGGGACCGAGCAACAGGAGCUCACACCGUUGCGGGGAUUCAAACCGCCGACCUUCUGAUCGGCAAGUCCUAGGCUCUGUGGUUUAACCCACAGCGCCACCAGUGUCCCAAGAGCUAGCUAGUACCUGUUUGCAAAGCAAGAUGAAUGGAGAAUCACUUUCUGUUGUGAGCUACCCCCUUCCCAACUCUACUGAGCCCAAGUGCAAUAUUGUCAAGAUUGCAAAUGAAUUCCAGUUUGGUGCCUUUGUGGGGAAAUCUCCAUUUUAAACCUUAUUGUGGAAGCAUAGCAAUUUUUACAUCUGUUACUGUUACAGAAUAUCUAGGCCAGUGGUGACUAACCUGUAGUCUUGCAGGCAUGGCAGGACUCCAAUCCCAUCAGCCCCAGCCAACAUCACCAAAGGUCAGGAAUGAUGGGAGUUUUAGUUCAAUAACAUCUGGAGGGCCACGGAGACACCGCAACCCUGAUCUACGUAAAUUGAAAUGCUCCCCAACUGGUUAAUCACAGCUUUCUCAGCAGAUUUUAUGUUCGCGCUUCUUCUCCUUCUCCUUCUUCUUUGUUGUCAAUAGAUAAGGUGAAGAGUACUUAUCAGUAUAAAAGGUUAGCCAUAAAGCUGCUAAUGAAAUUGAAGAAAAAGGUGGGAAGUGAUUUGGUGUUUUAUACAUUUUUCUCGCUCAAGUUCAUUGUCUGAAAGGGAACAAGGAAAUUGCUGUAGCAUAGCAACUGUGAUGUUAGCAAGCAGUGCAGUGGCAUCGUUAGCUGCGAUGCUGUUCUUUGUAUCUCCAGGCUUUCGUACGGAUGACAACACAACAUUUGCCUGCAGUUUCCAAUCACAGAAGCUUAAACAGAAAAUUAAAUAGGGCUUAUUCACAUCAGAGGCUAUGUACGCAAGCAUAGCUCCUUCCUUCACUAUCUCGAAUCAUUACAAUAACACACAUAUCAAAUUAGUAUUUAAUGAAUUAGUUUCAUAUUUGUCUGAAGAUGGAUCUGUGACGAUUUUAAGCCAACUACGUAACAGAAAAUUGCUCCAUAGGAAGUGUCGGAUGUUGUUUUACUCUGCUGCCUUAGUGAUUGAAGCCACAGCCUGCAAAGCCUUUAGCUAGAACUUGCCCUAAGCCAGUUUGGUAGAGCUGAGUAACUGUGAGUUAUCUUUGACAGUGUGUGUAUCUAUUUUUAGGCACCGGGGCAAAACCUCCCCUUUUACCUGGGUUUUUGGCCCUUAAUUUGAACAGUGUUUAAGUAUUUGCGACCUCUUUUAGAGGGGCAAAGUCCUGGUUUUUAUUUGCAUAGAUAUCUGUGUUUGUUUUUAGUUUUUAUUUAUUUAUGGUGUUUAAUGUAAUUUGUUUAAGUAUUUUUAUUGCACCUGUAAGUUACAUUGAGUCAUUUCGAUGAGAAAAGUGACUAAUAAAUAUUUAUUAAUAAUAAUAUGUAUGUGUGUAUGUAAGUAAGCAAGCUUAAGUAUACACUUUUAAAAUACUGUUUAUAUUUAUAUGGUCUGUAUAAAUUCAUGAUACUGAACUUGUAAUCAAAGGUGAGAGAUGUAAGGGCAGCUUAGAGCAUCUUUCUCCAACCUCGUGCCUCCUAGAUCUUAGGGACUGCAGCUCUCCUCAGCCCCAGGCAGCAUGCCCAGCCAUUAGGGAUGAAGGAAGCUGUAAUCUAAUACAUCAGAAAGUUAUCAGGUUUAGGAAAGCAGGCUUCUACAGAAAUUGGGUUACCAACUGAAGGAGAAAUUCAAGUGGUUUAUUCUCCCUCUCUGUCCCCGGUUGCAAAAAAAAAGCCCAGGUCAGGUUAAUUUAUUCUGCGCAACAAGCUGUUAAAUGCAGAACUAGAAACUUUCAUGUCAUAGAGCAGUGGUUCUCAAAGAGUGUGGCAGGAGAGGAUGGCAAGUGUGGCGAGAAGAUUCAAGGACAGUCAAAUAAAUGUUUAAACAUUUCAUUGUAGUAUAGUAUAGAUGCUCUUAUGCAUUGUUUUAUACUUUUUGGAUGCCCCAUGGUAAUAUCAUAAAGUAGUUAUGUUCUACGUUAUAAAUAAAGCACUGCCAGGAGCUUUUUUCUUUUUGUUCUCCAAUGUAUUAUCAAUUUUAGAGUCUAUGAUGGUGGUAGCCAGCAUGGCACCCUGUAGAUGCAGCUGGCCUCCAGUUCCCAUCAGCCCCAGCUAUCAUGGCUAAUGGUCAUCAAGGGCACCAGAUUGACUAACAUGGUCUAUGAAAUGCCCAAGAUGAUAUCUGAAACACUGUGUAUUAACUCAUUCAGAAGAAGACCCUCUCAUCCCUGUGGUACAUCUGAGGACUAUAUGUUUCCUCCUUCUCCCAAACAUUAAAAGAGCCUGCUGGAUCAGGUAAAACUGAUGUCUGUGGGAAACCCUGAAGACAGGGCCUGAGAGCAACAGUUCUCUCUCCACACCUGCGAUUCGCAGCAACUUGUGGACAUGCUGCCUCCAUUAACAGAUUGGUUAAUAGGUCUACUUUUACCUCGAAAACUUUGCAAAGUGUGUUAAUAGCUUCCAUUUGAUUUCCAUGCACAAAACUAUCUAAGUUCAAAUCAGCUGGGAAGUUACAACCAGAUAGAAAAUAUGACAGCAAUACAAACCUAUCAUAUUGCACAUUCCAGGGACAUUUAGAAAUUUCACCAAUGGGGGGAAAAGAAGAUACACAAAGAUGAGGGAUGGAACACAGGGAUUCACUACAAAGCUUGGAAUCAAAGAAACGGUAAAAGGUCUUUUGGCAGUAAAAUUGUAUAGCAACUGUUGCCAUACAAUGUGCAAGUCACACCAGUAACUAAUUAGACCAUACUGCUAUAUUUAUGGAAGCUAUAGAAGAAGCCAUUGUAAUGCAGUGAAGCACUUGUUAGAUUGAUCCAACAGUACUAAAUAAAAUUGAAUUCUCUACUAAACUUUGGCUAAAAACGCACACACCUCAAUGGAAAUAUAUGUAGCAUAUAUAUGCAAACAAUAGCAUGCAGAAAUUGAAGAUAAUCCCCUUUCUCUAUUUCAGGUGGUGAAAUGUGA
This is a messenger RNA of Podarcis lilfordi (Lilford's wall lizard), 8366 nucleotides long. The record is from the annotation of a GenBank genome assembly. NCBI's taxonomy places the organism in Eukaryota, Metazoa, Chordata, Lepidosauria, Squamata, Lacertidae.